CAAAAACUUGGACGAGAUGGCAAAUGCGCUCCGGUCCGGCCACAGUAUCGAUUUCCGCGAUGUUGCAGAGCAGCAGUGGUCGAAGCACAUGAUCACGGAUUGCGCACAGUUCGUGCAGCUGCUGUCCGUGAGCAAAUCCGCGCACAAGAUUCUCGAGAACGUGUUGCCAGUGAACCUGUGCACGCUGCUCGAACGGUCCAAUGGUUCGGACGCGAUCGAACUGGCCACGCAGCUGCUCAAAUACCGUUCCCACCGUGAUGUAAGCGGACAGCACAAUCCUUACGCGACUGCAGUGUGGACAGUGCUGCGCUGCGAACGCAAUUUGCACUCCGCACUGGACCUGCUGGAAAAAACCGAUCCCCGAGGCCACAGUUCGCAAAGAAUCAAGAGGACGGUCACAAAUAAUUCAAGGGCUACCGCCAACACGAAUGGGGCGUCAUCGCGACAUGGUCCACGAGACGCCGAUGGCGUGCCGCUGGACACACGAGCAUGCACGAACUUGCUCUUUUCCAUGUUGUGGGCACAGGAGCAUGCUUUUGCUUCGCGGACCGUCGCCACUGGAGUGGAUUCCGCCCAGCGCACACGGCUUCUGGUCGAAAGCCUGGAGUUGCUUUCGCUGUUGCCGGACAUCCCUCCCGCGGACCUGGGGCGGAUUUGGAGUGGUGAAUUCGCGAAGCUUUUGCAAGUGCCUCCACCAGAACACGACAAAAGCUCAGCUAGUGGCCUUCCCUCCUAUCAAAAUGGUCCAGUGGCUAUCGAAGUAGACUCGGUUCCCCCUCAGGGGGCUUCCUCCUCUUCUGCUUCGUCUUCGUCUGCAAGGGUCUUUGGUAUGCCUGCAGCUGCCUCAUCCUCCGCUUCGGAUCUUGAGUGUUUGCUCGGCGGCGAGCAAGCAGAAUUUACGCCCGAUGCACAGGGAACGAAAUUGACGGUCGCUGUACUACGGCGUAUCCUCUUGCAGCGAAAGGCGGUCGAGACAAAAUGGGCACCGAUCA
Molecule: messenger RNA, 992 nt
Organism: Amoebophrya sp. A25
Lineage: Eukaryota; Dinophyceae; Syndiniales; Amoebophryaceae
Source: the annotation of a GenBank genome assembly